Messenger RNA from Sycon ciliatum, 2523 nucleotides. RefSeq lists its product as uncharacterized. Lineage: Eukaryota; Metazoa; Porifera; Calcarea; Leucosolenida; Sycettidae. Bases 139 to 1872 code for a protein of 577 amino acids. The record is from RefSeq and is a predicted model, not a curated record. The transcript is spliced from 5 exons. Gene Ontology annotation, cellular component: NURF complex; MLL1 complex.
CUUGAAUCUCGACUCGACUUCUUCUCUGCUUCAUUGUACUUUGUAGACUGGAAAGAGAGAACUUCUUGAGUGGAGUCCAAGGAAUGAAAGUAACUUUAGUCUAGCUAGGAUACGUAGCAUUCUUUGCAGUGGUCAGUCAUGCAAACAACAAACAAGGCGGCUUCUGCGCCAUCGAGUGAUCCUUCUGUAGCUCUCGUCGCUGAGAAGGAAAAGAAAACGUCCAAAGUACAAAUGGUCGCAGAGAUUUUAUCAACUGCAGGAAAUGCAUUUGGUAGACUGAGUACAAUGGUAAUGGAACUACAACCAGAGGAGGAAUUGAUGAGAACCGCCAGUUCGACAAGUGGUACACGCUGGACUGAUGCAGAAGUGAAGCGCUUGCAUGCCGCUAUUGCUAUGUUCAACAAUGACCUGUCCAAAAUCAGCAAUGCAGUUAAGACUCGUUCCAUUGCACAGGUGAAGGCCAAAAUGAAGAAGGACUCCGAAAAGAACUCGCAGACGAAGUCCACGAGCUCCACUUCCGACACCGUAUCCACGCAUGCCCAACCAUCCAGUACCAAUGCUACAACUACAACAGCAUCUGCCCGCUCAAGCACUGCGUCAUCGCCAGCAACAUCUGUUGCAGCGAGUGCUGUCUCAGCAGCAUCUGCAGUGCCCAGCUCACUGGUGGCGUCUUCAAUAGCACCACUGAGCGCGUCCAAGUCUUCCGUCCCAUCUGUCACGUCACUGUCCACGACCGGUCUAUCUUCAGUAGCCUCUAGUGGAGCAUCAUUGUCGCCAUUGGCAGUUGGGUUGUCAACUGUAACAGCGACAACAGCUGUUGCAUCUCCACUGCCUACAGUUUCUAAUGGUGCUACAGUGUUAUCAGUACAGACUACUGCACCUCCUCCUGCUGCUGCUACACCUGUAUUUCCGCCCGUUUGUAAUAAUGUGACCAAUGCUCUUUCUAGCAGUGUAGUCAUGUCUUCAGCGCAGGCAGCCAUGUCCCCCGCUCCUCCUGCCGCCGCAGCUGCACACAUAUUUCCACCCGGCAGUGAUAGUGUGACUGAUGCAUUGAUGGCCGCGGGUGCCGUUGUUCCUCCGACGGUUGACACAGCAUCUCUUCUAGUAGGCAGCAAUCUGUCAGCUGCAGUCGCUCCUCACUCGUCUGCCCUUUUGCCGGAUGCUUUAUCCACUGCUGGCCUCGACACCUCGCUCUCCUACGUAGCCUCUGGCCUCGUCUCGGGCGUCUCUACCACAGUUUUAGACACGUCGCUGUCUUCUAUUUCACCCAAUCUGGUUUCUGCCAUGAUGGCAUCGCCAACACCGAUGGAUACCAGUGUGUCCCUGUUGGAUGCUGUUGCGUCCCUACCGUCCGUGGACUCUGUUCCGACAAGUAAUGUUCCUCUCAGUGAUGCCCUCAAUGCUGUCAUAUCCAGCACGCUGUCGUCACUGGGAUCGUGUGAUGCAUCAGUCCAAUCCCCGUUCACUGCUUCCGGUGAGCUCAUACCCGCAAAGGUGACAACAUCAGAUGUGGAAGCAGCAGCCAUAGAAGUCUCUAACAUGCUGGAUGCAGUCUCGCAGCCACUCGUAGUGCCUACAAGUGUGCCAUUGCCGCUGAUUCCGGACUUGCCUGUGCCGGACGUAGGCACAACAGAAGUUACAAUUUCUAGCGGUACCAACUCGCUUGUGACAAGUGAGGCUUUGAUUGCAGCUGGUCCUCAAGUGCCUAUAGCAACAGGGUCCUCAGUAGCUGCUGUAACCAUCGAGUCCCAGGUGCAACUUUCAGACACCGUACUGACCACAGAUGCUGAUCUGAUGCUGGCAGUGGAGCCCACUGCAAAACGUCCUCUGGCAGAUCCUUCAAUCGUACCAACAACAAUGGACAUGAGCUGACUUGGUGAUGACUGUAACAUUAGGUGCUCCGUCUCAAUCAGUUUCCCUUGGAUGGCGUCUAGCCAUUUCCUUCGAAAUCAUCCGAGCAUGACCAUUCAAGACUAAUGUGGCUGUUCACUUGGUGAAUAUCUCAGCACACACAUUGUCCAUAGUUUCUGCAUACCUGUACAAAACAGUUGCAACGAAAAAAGUUUUUCACGUGAUGUCAUUUGAAUAAUGAAACCCGCAUCUCCUUUAUUACCCAGCUUUUUUUGUUGUUAUUAUUAUUUGGUAUUUUUGUACAUCUUCUUAGGAUUUAUCCAUUAACUACGCGAAGGACUAAAGGGACCCUCACUUAAUUUUUUGCCGACUACCCGCCAAAAAACACAUUUCGACACGCGUGUGUGCUGGACGUCUGCGCGUGCACGACAAGACGUGUGAGCUGGCUGACAAGUGAGAGCCAGGGAGUCGUCAAGUACCGGCUUUUGACGACUCCCGGCCUAGCUGGUGAGAGAAUGCAUUGUGCUGCUGGCGGGAAAGGGAAUUAACUACAUUGUAGACCCUUGAUACCAUGGCAACAAAGAAUUGGAUUGAGUCUUUUUCUUCAGAUUCUUGGCGUUUUGUUCAUUUUUUGUAUUGAGAUUUUGUGUCAUAAUAAGUAUCUAAUAUUGA